This is a messenger RNA of Haliotis rufescens (red abalone), 3303 nucleotides long. Its product is annotated as VPS35 endosomal protein-sorting factor-like. The transcript has 27 exons. Bases 55 to 2949 code for a protein of 964 amino acids. Gene Ontology annotation, cellular component: endosome. The record is from RefSeq and is a predicted model, not a curated record. Gene Ontology annotation, biological process: endocytic recycling. NCBI's taxonomy places the organism in Eukaryota, Metazoa, Mollusca, Gastropoda, Lepetellida, Haliotidae.
GCGCAGGUGUAGCGGUGGGCAGUCGUUGAGCCUUGACUGUCACAUGAUCUGAAAAUGGCCACCGCCUACGAAUGGCAUCCUCGAAUACGAGACUAUGUGGCAGAACGCCAGGAAGAACAGAGUCCCCGAGAGGAGGCGGGGUCGCAUCCCCUCAAGGCAGUCACUGUUACCCAAGUGUCGAAGGCUGAGAAGAGAGGAGCAUCAGGCAGCAAGUCAAAGAGCAAUGCCACCUCCGAGUUUGUUGACCCCCUGAGUUCGGGACCUCUGGGGGCGGCCUUCGAUGGCACUGACCCCCUCUCACAGCUGGCGGCCACUGUGGAUGUUAAGCCAUUUAGGAGUCGCAGCUUCCAGGAGAAGGAGGAAGCUCAGGAGUUGGACGAGACAUUUGAACCAUGGGCAGCAAAAAAGGGGAGCAUUCUGGCCAAGUUCACAACGUCAGAAAAACUGUCCAUAACAACCAGCUUUCUCUCUGCUUCUGACAAAGAAAGAGUGGUGAUGAAGGCCCAGACUACCACUGUCAGUGACAAGGUGAAGAACAGACUGGAACAGCUGGAUGACUUUGAGGAGGGCUCGGUGCAGGAGAUGCUCAACCUGAGUCAGCAAGAUUAUGUGAAGAGAAUUGAUGAGCUGAACCAGGCUCUCAUCAACGCCUGGGACCAGGACCAGAGGGUCAAGGCACUGAAGAUAGCUAUACAGUGCUCCAAGCUGUUGGCUGAUGUGUCUGUGAUACCAUUCUACCCCAGCAAGUUUGUCCUCAUAACAGACAUCCUAGAUACAUUUGGGCGCCUGGUGUAUGACCGACUGAGGGAGAAGGCCCAGUAUUACCCCCCAGGGAGUGGAGUGCCUGUCAAGCUACCGGAAAAGUUCACCCCUGAGCAGGUGCCGGAGUCAGCCAAAGAGACAUGCCGGAACUGGUUCUUCAAGAUCGCUUCCAUCCGAGAGUUGAUACCCCGGUUCUAUGUAGAGACCGCUAUACUCAAGUGUUACAGCUUCCUCAACCCUGGAGAAUACUCUGAUGCUCUGCUUCGUCUGGCAAGUAUGACGAGAGGAAUCGGUGAUCCGCUGGUUGCUAGCUACUCCAGAUGCUACCUGUCUCGGGUUGGAAUCAAAGUGGCCCCGAGUAUCCGCCAUCAUCUGAUGCCACACUUUGAUGACUUCCUCGCCACCUUCCAUCAGGUACAAGGGGACAGUGUCCAGAACAUCCUUGCCAUGCAGAAGCUGGAGAUGCCGCGGUACCUGAUGCUGUUCUCCCCGGCCCUGGACUGGCUGCUCCAGUGCAUUGCCAACAAAUCUCCCGAGACGGUCCUCACAGAGACUCUCGAUAAGUGCAAGAAGCAGUGUAACAGCGCCCUGCUCCUCAACUCCAUCAUGUCAGCCUUCCAGCCCCAGUACAUCGCCCACAGGGCCGUCAUGUUCACCGAGAUGAUCAAGGAGUGCGAGGACACCGGCUUCCCUAAGGACCAGCUUCACAAGACCCUGGGGCUGUGUCUGGUUGUGGCAGACCCCCCUCCUGACCAGCGACUCACCGUCCUUAAUGAGGUCUGGAAGGCUGUUGUCAAACUCAAGAACCCAGCGGAGUACAUUGGCAGUGCUGAUAUUUGGAUUGAGUAUGUUGUGAAACACUUUGGGAAGCGAGAGGUUAACACCAUCCUGGCGGACAUCAUCAAACACAUGACACCAGACCGGGUCUUCGAGGACUUCUACCCCCAGAUGUUGUCGGUGGUCUCCAAGAUACUGGCACAUCAACACAACUUCACAGCACUCUUCUCUCUGGAGAAGUUCCUCCCCUUCAUGGACAUGUUCCAGAGAGAGAAUGUCAAGGUCGAUGCGUGUAAGAGUGUGGCCGAGGCAUUUGCUAAGUUUCAGACGGAGCCAUUGAAUGAUCCCAUUGUCAUAAACGCAAUGAUGUUCAUCUGCAAGACAAUGCACGACUCCGUCAAUGCCCUGACUCUGGAGGAUGAGAAGAGAGUGAUAAGCAACCUCAUCUGUUGUUUCAUCCGUCGCAUCUCCUUCAACCGGGACUUCGAACAACAACUCAGUUUCUUUGUGGAGGCGCGGGCAUCCUUCAGCAACCUUGACCCUGUUCUGGUGCAGCUUGUGCAGAGUGUCAACAGCCUGUCUGUGGAAACAAGAAAGGUAGUGAAAGGCCACCACUCACGCAAGACUGCAGCUUUUGUUCGGGCGUGUUCAGCGUACAGCUUCAUCACGAUACCAUCGCUUCAGUCCGUCGUGUCCCAGCUGCAGCUGUACCUUGUGUCUGGCCAGGUGGCGCUGCUCAACCAGUGCUUCUCCCAGGGAGAUGCAUUCUUCAAAGCAGCUAUAUCCCUUAUCCCCGAUGUUCCUCGUAUCCUGGAGACUGAAGGGAAGAAGUCCUCGGAACCCUUCUUACUGGACUUCAUAUACAACUUCGUGUCCACCCUGCUUGUCACACCGGACAACCCAGAGGCAGGAGUGAUGUAUCUGUUACGAGGGCUGCUGAACGUGCUACAGGACUACACCUGGGACAACAGCAGCGACGCCCGAGCCCUCGUGUACACUCGAGUCAUCGCCAUGUUGUCUGCCAGUUGCCAGGAAAAGUAUCUCUACCAUAUUGACAAAGUUGAUUCCAAUGAUGCACUGUAUGGAUCGGACCCCAAGUUUGUGAUGGAGGUGGAGAAAAUGUGCAGCAUGCUGGUGGAACAGGUCCUCAACCACCUGAAAACUCUCUCAAGCCCAGAGAGUGCCAAACGUCAGAGCGCAGUGGCCUUGGACUUGGUGAAUGUAAUCCUUGCACAGGGUGACAUAAGUAAGCCGAAUCUGGCCACUCUUGUCAUCAAUCUGUGGACUCUGGCACAGAAACAUGGCCAGGUGGACACCAAACUCAGGAACCGCGUCCUGAUCUAUGUGAAGAGGAGAGCAGCAAGUGGGAAAGUGGAAGGUUUCCAAGAGAUAUACAGCCAACUCUCAUGAGCCAGUGUUGGCCGUUCCUACACAUGCAGUGUUCAAAGCAUUAGCACAGAAUACAUUGAAAACUUGAGGUAAUUUGUCAGCUUCAUGUGCAAUCCUUUUGGUUUUAAUCAGCAUUCAACGUAGGGAAGAAAACAAUGAAGGAAUGAUGAACAAUUUGAGUAGACAAAUUAAUCACCAUGUUAUGAUAUUAGCAAGGUCUUUACAUGUUUCUUACAUGUGUGUAUAUGGCUAAAUAUAUAUGUGUAUCAUGAUCACCAUGCUGCUGUUAGAACUUGACAGCUAAAUGAUGAUGUGCCCCCAAGUCUGUUCCAGUGCAAUGUGUUACGCUGUAAAUAAAGAUAUUCCGCACAUACC